Messenger RNA from Metopolophium dirhodum (rose-grain aphid), 1749 nucleotides. It is a transcript of the gene GluClalpha, whose product is annotated as glutamate-gated chloride channel. Gene Ontology annotation, molecular function: extracellular ligand-gated monoatomic ion channel activity; neurotransmitter receptor activity; chloride channel activity. The coding region runs from base 253 to 1671 and encodes 472 amino acids. Gene Ontology annotation, cellular component: membrane; neuron projection; synapse. The transcript is spliced from 10 exons. The record is from RefSeq and is a predicted model, not a curated record. Gene Ontology annotation, biological process: regulation of membrane potential; signal transduction; chemical synaptic transmission. NCBI's taxonomy places the organism in Eukaryota, Metazoa, Arthropoda, Insecta, Hemiptera, Aphididae.
GUGCGCCGCGUAUACAUGCAGAGCACCAGCGGCAGCAGCACCAGCAGGAGGUGUUCUCUCUGUUGCUCGGUUUGGUGGUGGUGUGGUCCUCCGUGUUCGGUUCGCGCGCGCCGACAGACGACACAUCUCCACGGCCGACGGACAGCGACGGACGUGGGCCUCGCCGGCGCGAAAUGCAGGGCCGUGUUCUCUUGUUGUAGCGAGACCGCCGCCGCCGAGUAGACGCCGCCGACCAGCGGGUUACUGCAGAGAAUGGCUAGUUUCAAGGAGUGGCCAUCGUUCUUGAUGGUAUUUUUGUUUGCGCUCUUUGCUCAAUAUUGUUGCACUCGAAUUGACGAUGAUGGGUGUAAUAAUCAUAAAGGAAAUUCUCAACACAGAUGCGUACCAAAAGUCAACUAUAGGCACAAAGAAAAAGAAGUUCUUGAUCAAAUUUUAGGUCCAGGGAGCUACGAUGCUAGGAUCCGUCCAUCAGGAGUUAAUGGCACAGGCGACUCUCCCUGCAUUGUGUAUGUCAACAUGUUGGUACGGUCCAUCAGCAGAAUUGAUGAUUACAAAAUGGAGUACAGUGUGCAACUGACGUUCCGCGAACAAUGGAUGGACGAGAGGCUAAAAUUUAACGAUUACAACGGUAAAAUGAAAUACUUAACUUUGACUGAAGCCAACAGAGUGUGGAUGCCCGACUUAUUCUUUUCUAACGAGAAGGAAGGUCAUUUCCACAAUAUAAUUAUGCCGAACGUGUACAUCAGGAUAUUCCCCAAUGGAUUAGUGUUGUACAGUAUAAGAAUAUCUCUUACUCUAUCGUGUCCAAUGAAUCUCAAAUUAUAUCCAUUGGAUCGUCAAACGUGUUCACUCCGAAUGGUCAGCUACGGCUGGACAACUGACGACUUAGUAUUUUUAUGGAAAGAAGGCGAUCCAGUGCAAGUUGUAAAAAAUUUACACUUACCCAGAUUCACUCUGGAAAAAUUCCUCACGGAUUAUUGUAACAGCAAAACUAACACAGGAGAGUACAGCUGCCUGAAAGUGGACCUGCUGUUCAAGCGCGAGUUCAGUUACUACCUGAUCCAGAUCUACAUACCAUGCUGCAUGUUGGUGAUCGUGUCGUGGGUGUCGUUCUGGCUGGACCAGAGCGCGGUGCCGGCGCGCGUGUCGCUGGGAGUCACCACGCUGCUGACGAUGGCCACGCAGACGUCCGGCAUCAACGCGUCCCUGCCGCCCGUGUCCUACACCAAGGCCAUCGACGUGUGGACGGGCGUGUGCCUGACGUUCGUGUUCGGCGCCCUGCUCGAGUUCGCGCUGGUCAACUACGCGUCCCGGUCGGACACGCACAGAGACGACAUGAGCAAAAAGUGCGACCUGGAGCGCACCGUGUCCAUGGACGUCGGCGACUACGAGGACGGCCCGAAUUCGUUCAAUAUGGUGAGGUCGAAUAGUACGAAGCCGCUGAUGCGUCCCGAGCUGAUGAUGUCCCGGGACAAGAUGAGCCAGAUCAUCCACCAGACGCCGCCGAUGGAGAAGAACUCGUGCUGGAAGUCGUGGAUGUCCAAGUUCCCCACCAGGUCCAAACGCAUCGACGUCAUAUCCCGCAUACUGUUCCCGAUGGUGUUCGCCAUGUUCAACAUGUCCUACUGGUCCACGUACCUGUUCCGCGAGGGCGUGGACGAGGACAAGUAAUUUGCCACGCCGCCGAGUCACCGACCGCGGCCCCCGCCGCCGUCGUAUUAUUAUUAUUAUUAUUAUUAUUAUUAUUAU